GGUUGGUCUAGCGGUGCUUGUGAAACGCAAGUAUGCCAUUGUGGUUCCUGCUUGGAGAAGGCGUUAGUCAAGGAUCUGUAAGAAACAGUCAUCAGUGAAUUUGAUCAUAACCAGCCACAAACAAAUAAAUACCAAGCACCUGAAAGACGUUCUUGUUCAGUAGUAGCUCAGUAAUUCAUGAGUCACUUGGAAAAAGCACGAGUCAAAUCUGGGUAGCCGUACUGUAAGUGAAGAAGGAUUUUAAUUUGACAGCUAAUGCUUUGGUUAUAGAUGUAUUACAGUGGGGGCAUGCAGUGUUUUAAUUGUUUAAAAAAAAAAAAAACAGGCGUUGGUCAAUAUGAUGUUUUUUAUCUAGUCCUGUCCAAACGAAUAUGGACUUUCUGCAAAGACGAGCUGUUUUGCUUUGGGUUUUCUGAUGCGCGCUGCAUUGCCCGCAGAGCAUGCGAGAGGAAACAAACAAACAGAGAAAGGCUGGAGGAGGGAAAUGAUUAGACGAGCUUCAGCUGUUUUUUUCCCCUUUUGAAUGGCCCUCUUUCAUCAGGAUAUGUUAGGACAAGUGCUUUUUCAAGCCAGGAUAUCAGUGGAAGACAGAGUGUUCUGUAAAAGUCAUCCAGUUCCUGGGUAGCAUCAACAGACGCGAUUUCUCUGCUCCUCACAGAAUAUACGGUCAACCCUUUCUUUUUCUUCUUUUCUUUUUUUUUAUGGGUUUAGAAGCAAAAGGAUGUGAGUUUUACAGUUAGUUAUGAAUCUUUUCAAAUUUACUGACUUCUGUCUGACUCUUGGGCCAGCACAAUGCUUCUGCUGUUCAAAGAAAACCAGUCCAAAUUACCUAAGCGAGAGCUUUUUCAUGGUAAAAGGAGCAGCCCUCUUCUUGCAGCAAGGAAACAGUUCCCAGGGCCAGCGAAGUCUUCAGCAUCCUCACAAACAUGCAGGUGAUUUGCCCCAGCACCUCCAGGUGAUGAUCAACCUCCUUCGCUGUGAGGACAGAAUCAAGCUGGCUGUCCGUUUGGAAAGCGUAUGGACUGACAGAGUCCGGUACAUGGUGGUUGUAUACAGCAGCGGGCGACAGGACACAGAAGAGAACAUUCUGCUGGGAGUGGAUUUCUCCAGCAAGGAGAGUAAAAGCUGCACUAUAGGAAUGGUUCUUCGUUUGUGGAGUGAUACUAAAAUCCAUCUUGAUGGUGAUGGUGGCUUCAGUGUGAGCACCGCAGGGAGAAUGCACAUCUUCAAGCCAGUGUCAGUGCAAGCCAUGUGGUCUGCUUUACAGAUCCUCCAUAAAGCCUGUGAAGUUGCAAGAAGGUACAACUACUUCCCUGGUGGAAUGGCCUUGGUCUGGGCCACGUACUAUGAAAGCUGCAUCAGCUCUGAUCAGAGCUGCAUCAAUGAGUGGAAUGCAAUGCAGGACUUGGAGUCCACCCGCCCGGACUCUCCAGCUCUGUUUGUUGACAAGCCAACUGAAAGGGAACGAACAGAACGGCUCAUUAAAGCCAAGCUCCGGAGCAUCAUGAUGAGCAAAGACCUGGAAAAUGUGACUUCCAAGGAGAUACGAAAUGAGCUGGAGAAACACAUGAAUUGCAACUUGAAAGAAUUCAAGGAAUUCAUAGACAAUGAAAUGCUGCUUAUCUUGGGUCAGAUGGACAAACCAUCUCUGAUUUUCGAUCACUUAUAUCUGGGGUCUGAGUGGAACGCCUCCAACCUCGAGGAACUGCAGGGCUCUGGCAUUGACUACAUUUUGAACGUGACCAGGGAAAUAGAUAAUUUUUUUCCUGGUUUGUUUGCAUAUCAUAAUAUCCGAGUGUAUGACGAGGAGACAACAGACCUCCUGGCUCACUGGAAUGAGGCGUAUCACUUUAUAAAUAAGGCCAAGAAGAAUCACUCCAAGUGCCUGGUGCACUGCAAGAUGGGUGUUAGCCGGUCAGCAUCUACUGUUAUAGCUUACGCAAUGAAGGAAUUUGGCUGGUCCCUGGAAAAAGCCUAUAAUUAUGUGAAGCAAAAACGCAGCAUUGCAAGACCAAAUGCAGGCUUCAUGAGACAGCUUUUGGAAUAUGAAGGCAUUUUAGAUGCGAGCAAGCAGCGUCACAAUAAGCUGUGGAAACAGCAGGCAGAGAGCAACAUACCGCAGAACACGGAUGGCACCGCAGGGCCAGGUGACUUCUUACUCGAAAGCUUAGACAUUGACCUAGAAAAUCGCCUAGCUGACCUGGACACACCUUCGCAGUCGGCGUACCUGGACAACCGAGCCAGCACAGAAGUGGCUGUGGGGUUCAAUUACUGCUUCCGGCGCCUCUCGGACACCCUGCUGGAGAACAAGAUGCCCAGUGACAGGGAGGGGUUUUUCCAAGUGGAGGAGUUGGAGCGGGAUGCGCUUGCAGAGCAUACUGACUCGCUGACGGGACAGCCUCUGUCUGCAUCUUUGGAUGGGAGGGUGGAGACAGCAAAAGUCCAAGAGACAGCAGAGCCAGUGACGGAGCUGAGCAAUUUCUGCGAGAAGGAAGUGAAGAAGAAACUAGAAUUCAGCCCCCGGAAGGGAAGGAUAGUGCCAGGCCCCAGGGACCCAGGGGAGGAUGGUGUCAGGGAGGAAAAUCCUAUGGAGAAGUGGAAGCGUCGCUUAUCCGUGCACAAGGAGGAAAGCAGGCUUAAUAGAGAGAACUUGAAUAACAACAACAGCAAAAGGAGUUGCCCGGAGGAUUUUGAGCACAGUUUCAUUUGAC
Struthio camelus australis is the source of this 2711-nucleotide messenger RNA. NCBI's taxonomy places the organism in Eukaryota, Metazoa, Chordata, Aves, Struthioniformes, Struthionidae. The record is from RefSeq and is a predicted model, not a curated record.